This is a messenger RNA of Carcharodon carcharias (great white shark), 3637 nucleotides long. It is a transcript of the gene ccdc13, whose product is annotated as coiled-coil domain containing 13. Lineage: Eukaryota; Metazoa; Chordata; Chondrichthyes; Lamniformes; Lamnidae. The record is from RefSeq and is a predicted model, not a curated record. The coding region runs from base 1 to 2484 and encodes 827 amino acids. The transcript is spliced from 15 exons. Gene Ontology annotation, biological process: non-motile cilium assembly; cytoplasmic microtubule organization. Gene Ontology annotation, cellular component: centriolar satellite.
AUGGGGGAGAAGGGGGCGGAGACGAUGGGGGAGAGGGGGGCGGAGCCGAUGGGGGAGAAGGGGGCGGAGACGAUGGGGGAGAAGGGGGCGGAGCCGAUGGGGGAGAGGGGGGCGGAGCCGAUGGCCCCAGCCUCCCAUGGUUACUGUUGCUGUGCGACGGCAGCGGCUGGAGAUAGCGGCCGCAAUCGGAGGGCCUGGAGGAACCGAACCGAACCGAGUGGGAAGGAGGGAAUCAGUAAACGGGAUUUAACACCUCAGAGCGGCCCCGGGAGAGGGGAGGAGAGUGGCGGGUUUAAGCGGCUCUUUUGCCGGGUUCGUUCGAUGGAGGAGGCGGACGAGCUGGUGACCCAGGGCCUGAGGCAGCAGUUCCAGGCCCUGCAGGAGCAGCAGCAGCAGAGGAGGAGGGAGAGGAUGCUGCUAGCCCGCUGCAGGAAGGAGCAGGACGCACGCCCCCAGAGCACCCCCAGACAGCAGGAGGAAGACCUAAAGCUGCAGCUGGUGGCUGGGCAGGCCGACAGCAGCACCGACAUCAGCAAAAGCUUGCUGGAGAAUGAGAACGAGCUGCUACAAGAGCAGAUCCAAGAGCUGAGGGAUGAGAAUGGACGGCUUUUCAAACUCCUUAAUGAAAGGAAUUUUGAAAUCAAACACCUGAGGAAGAAAAGGGAAGAAGAUCAACUUGCUCUCGCAGGAACAGCUGGCAUGGCAGGCGAUGUGGCUGCAACCAAAAUUGUUGAGCUGUCAAAGAGGAACCGUGAGCUGACUGUGGAGAAUGAGAGCCUGAAAUCCAAAGUCAAGCAACUGGGUAACAAGUUACAGGAGCUGAAAAAGGAGCCUCAGGCUACUCCUACAGGCAGCCAAACACUCAGCGCCAAAGAAGCAUCUGGACAAACCAACAAAGGGCGGUCUCCCAGAAUGCAAAACAGCUCAUUGUCUGACAGCCUUGACGCAAAAGCCCUUCAGGAAAAGCUUUCAGCAGCCAACCUAAAACUGGUUGAGUCUCGAAACCAAAUACUGAGUGUCAAACAAGAGUUGAAAGUGGCACACAAGGUAUUGGCUAAUGAAGUGGGAGAAGAUGUGAACGUACAACAUUUGCUGAAUAACAAGGGGACAUGGCGCGGCCGAGCCCAGCAGAUCCUCAUCUUGCAGAAGAAGAUCCGAGAGUUGGAAAGUCAAACAGGACUAAAUAACCAGAAGGGACGGUCAUCUGAACUCAGUGUGGAAGAGGAAAUGCUAGGUAUUUCAGGGUUGAGGCGUUUGUCAAAUCAGGACAAAAAUGUAGCGUACAUUCGCACAUUGGAGAAAGAAAGAAAGGCAACAUUGGACAAAAUGACUGGUGACUAUGAGAGCUUGAAGAAAGACCAUGAGGAACUCAAGAGUAAACUUGAUGGAUCAAAAGCAAGAAACAAAGUUCUGUCCAGUGAGCUCAAGAUUUUGAAGAGUCAAGUGGUGACCCUUCUCGAAAAAGGGAAGCACGAUGAUGAAUUAGUUGGUGCGUUACUGAAACAGCAGAACCAAAUGCAGGAGAUUAUGGGUCGCUUGAGUCAGCAUGAAUCAAAGAAUAAGGACACCAGGCAAAAUCAGAGCCAGCAGCAGAACAGUGAGGCCCAGAAGCAGGGCUUCCUGAUUGGAGAGCUCAAGCAGAUGGUGACUGAGCGGGAAGCUAAAGUGAAAGAUCUUGAGGAAGAGAUCAAACAACUGUUACUAAAGCAACACCAGGAGAAGAAACUUUCAGCUGACCACACGGUGGUAAAUCUCCCUGAAUGUCAUCCUCCCUCAGCUCAGCUAGACAACCUCAGUGGACAUUCAACCCAGAAUCCUCUGGCAGCUGACAAUGAACUCUCAGGGAGACCACUUUCUGCUCGCUCAGUUUCCAAAAUGGGCCACACCCUGAUUGAAUCUGCAGCAACACGACCACCUUCGGGGAAUGCUGUCGGAAGAUGCACCAGUGUGAAUGAAAUUGAUGUGAAAGCUCUUCAGUUACAGUGCACUGAGUACAAGGCUUUUUACCAAACUGCAGAAGUAGAAAGGGACAAACUAAUGGAGCUAGUUACCAUCCUACAGAAGAGGUUAGAAGAUAGCAAUGACAAGGUUUUGGAGGCUGAGAAGAAGCUUCUUGAGCAGCGCCGGUGGUCUGUGACUUUGGAGCAACAACUUGGAAAAGCCAAACUGGAUGCAGGAAAGACCCAUGACAAGUCUUCCAAUAAGAACAAAGCAAUUUCGUCCAGCACCAGCCGUCAGUGCCAGAACCAAUGCGGCAGCGGGGAUCUGCCUCCAGGGAGGCCAUUGGCCAUUGCUUUGGAUGAUCAAGUAGAAGAACUGAAUAUACGACUUGCCAUACAGAUGGAUGAGAAUGAAGCCUUAAAGACGGCUCUGCAAAGCACUUUAAAAGCCAAAGAAGAUGACCUGAAAUUAUACCAUGACACACUGGGCCAAGUGAAGCAGGUCUUCCUACAGGCUCUUCGACAGCACAAAGAGAAAACUUAAAUUGGCUGCUUCAACUGAAGAAACAUUCCUUGAUUUAUUGUUGAGGGGGUAUCCAAAAUAAUGCUGUGGCCUCUGGAGAACAGGCACAGCCAAAGGAGAAAAGAACAAACCCAAUUCAGUACCACAUGAUCCCAGAUAUUGAAAACUAAAGACAUUAGGCAAAUUGGGGGAUUAUCAGAUAAUCAUUCGGUUUCACUCAUGCCUUUUAUAAGUGAAAGAAGUGAGGAGUCACCGUCAUGCAAGAUGAUAAAUGAGGCAGGUCACUCAACCCAUCUGCAGCUCACUCCCAUCACAGUAUCCAACCGUGUCUUAAGUGGCUCCUGAGGAUUUUGAUCCCACAUGCAAGUCCACUUCGAGUAUUGAUCAAUUGCAGUAAUGGUACAAUAGUGAUAAAGAAUACAGGAAACAAUUGGGAGCAACUACAACUCUUCUCUUCCACCUGCAUGUCAAGGAAAGGGCUUAAAAUUGCCUUGUAAGAGUUAUACCUUCUGAAUAGGCACAGCAAUUAAUGUUAACGUUAACUCCAAAUGAAACUCAUUUGUUACUUUGCUGUGUGCAACCAGAUAUCCAAGAUUGCUGCUCUACCCUAGAGAAAGCAGACUUUCAAUAAUACAGUCGUAUAGAGUACAGGUAAUCAAAAAAAAAUGAGUUACUUACUUCGCUGGUACCUUAAUGUCGGCUUCCAUAUUAAGGAAACAUUUUCUUUUUUUGGUGAUGCAGGUUUUAAAAAAAAAUCAAGUUCAAUGUUGCAGUCAUUCCAAUGGGAACCCAUUUUGUGGAGUAGGGAUGAAUCCAGUGGUUAGCAGAUAUUGGUACAAAACUGGUCUGAACAGAUAUUGGUACAAAACUGGUCUGAACAGAUUGCCACCAAUUCAUCAGUCUCCACCCUCGAUGCGGGAAGAUUGAGUGCAAAAAAUAAUGACGUUCCCUCAUACAUCAGGAUUAAGAUAUAUUGCUGGGGAUGUUCUGAUUUGUGGCUGGUCCUUGCUGUGCCUGCCCAGAGUACAUGAGCUGCCAAUAUACACAUAACAGGAGGAAGUCAAUUUGUCGUAACUUUACCUGAGUGAAAAUGUAUACAUUCCAAACAAAUGCAAGCAGAUUGCUGCAUCUAAAUGUGUAAAUACAUUGACCUCAUCGAACAAUAAAUGUAUCU